GACAACUUCUGGAAGUGGCCUCCCUCACCCCCUGAAAAGUCAAUAAACCGAGACGGCUCUCCCAUAUAUGGACACACACACACACAAAAACAUAUAUAUAUAUAUAUAUAUAGUUUCAGCAUUUCAUGGUCUUCAUCAGUUCAUCAGGUAGCUCUAGCUCUCCUUGAGAGCAUACACACACACACACACACACAUAUAUAUAUAUCCACUCGAUGCUGUGAAGAUGAUGAACAAUACGAUCUUGCCUAGAGUUCUUGCUUUACUCAUUUGUGCAAUGUCCAUUUGCUUCCCAGCUUUCGCAUCUCAAGCCAACCUCAAUGCCAGUGAAGUUGCAGUGAGUUUACUUGUUAAUUUGAGUUUGAUUGUGGGGUUUACAGUGGACGUUCUGAAUCAAAUUGGCAAGACUUUGGGGAAGAAGGAUUGGGAUUUCAGUGUGGAUCCGUGCAGUGGACAGAAGGGCUGGGUCACCCAAAAUCCAGGUCAAGGGCUUGAGAAUGCAGUCUCCUGUGAUUGCUCCUUCAAGGACAGCACCGUUUGCCAUGUCACUAGCGUAGUUCUCAAAUCCCAGAAUCUUAACGGGACUCUCCCAAAAGAAUUUGUCAAUCUCCCUUACCUCCAAGAAAUUGAUCUUAGCCACAACUACCUUAACGGUACUAUCCCUCUAGAAUGGGGCACCACGCAACUAAUAAACAUCUCUCUCAUUGUAAACCGGCUAACCGGUCCAAUCCCAAAGGAACUUGGAAACAUUAGCACGCUUGCCAAGCUAACUGUGGAAUUCAAUCAGUUGUCAGGACUUAUUCCUCCGGAGAUUGGGAAUCUUUCUCUUUUAAACACACUACAUUUGAGUUCAAACAAUUUUACGGGGGAGCUGCCCGAAACACUCUCAAAGCUGACCAACUUGAAGGAGAUUCGGCUUAGCGACAACUACUUCACUGGAAAGAUACCCGAUUUCAUCCAGAGCUGGACAAAUCUUGACCAAUUAGUGAUGCAUGCUAGUGGUUUGGAAGGUCCAAUUCCUUCUGGCAUUCGUCUUUUGAUCAAAAUCACUGAUUUGAGAAUCAGUGACUUAAAUGGAACCCAAGCACAUUUUCCUCCCCUUAAUAAUAUGACAAGCCUAAAGUAUCUUAUAUUGCGGAAUUGCAAUCUUAAUGAAUCUUUACCUGAAUAUCUUGAGGCAAUGACAAGUUUGAAGACUUUAGACCUGAGCUUCAACAAGUUGAGUGGAAAAAUUCCAGACAGCUUUAGUAAUCUGGCAAAAACAGAUAACAUGUAUGGACUCCAAUAUUGGUGCUACCAUACUGUGAGCAACUGAUAACCAGACUAAUCUUUGUGAUAUUUGUUUUCCUUAGCAUCUUAACUAGGAACUUACUA
Molecule: messenger RNA, 1371 nt
Organism: Diospyros lotus (date-plum)
Lineage: Eukaryota; Viridiplantae; Streptophyta; Magnoliopsida; Ericales; Ebenaceae
Product: probable leucine-rich repeat receptor-like serine/threonine-protein kinase At3g14840
Exons: 12
Coding region: 224-1312 (362 amino acids)
Molecular function (GO): protein binding
Source: RefSeq, a predicted model, not a curated record